AUGUCAUCAGGUCAGGAUCCGCCAACUCAUGGCACCACCUUGUGGGUCCCAGAAAUCAUGACUCAUAUCGGCGCAUACCUCACACCGCCAGACCUCCGCUCCGCAGUGUGUGUCUGUCAACACUGGAACCAAACCUACAUCCCUCUACUCUGGCAUCACAUCAACGACUCGCUCUACAGCUGGCCUGACCUAGCCUUAAGGAUAUCCCCUACUCCGGACUCCAACAACGAACAACAGCAGUGGGAGGAAACAGACAGGAUACGGAGGACGUUUGAAAAGUAUGGGUGCCAUAUUCGGCAACUAUUCUUGAGUAAAAGGGAGCUGCUUGCGAUUGUCUCUGCGGUGGCGAUGGUGGCCGGUGCUAAAGGAGGGCUUUCUUCGUGCACGCAACUGCAGGAUCUGGAGGUCUCCUUAGUCAACAUUAUAUCGCCCAAGGAACAAGCCGAAAGCUAUCGGAUAAUGGCUCUCACUCAGGAGGAACGGGCAGCCGAGCGAGAACAAGCACAAGCAAUGGGUAUGCCUUCCGUCCUCUCACCCGUCCUGGAGGGCGUCUUUGAAGCGAGAAUAGGGCCCUUCCAGAGUGUCACCAAACUGAUCAAGGAUUGGGAGUCGAACCAGCACUUCUGGUUACUGGUACGUCAGAACCGACAGGGGAUCCGGUCAUUGAGUAUGAGCUGGAGUACCAUGGGAUCCUGUAGAAUUGCGGAUCACAACUUCUUGUACGAAACGCUUGGUGGGAUGAAGCAGUUGAGGGUGUUGAAGAAUGAGAUGGUGGUGUUGGAGCUGAACAGGUUGUUGAGAUCGGUGCCGAUGCUGGAGAAAUACUCGACUUCGAGCCACCUUAUUGGAAGUGGAUGGAUGGCACUAAAUGGUGAUGGUGGUGGUGGUGGUGGUGGUGGUGGUACUCAAUCUAUGAACCUCAAAGCGCUGGAGAUCCGGGGUCCGAUGGAGAGCGAUAAGGUGGGCGAGCUUUUGGAACGGUUUCCGGAUCUGGAUCGACUGAAUCUUGGACGACUCAUUACUUCAGACACAGAGACAACAACAGCAACAAGAGCGGGGCCAUUGACUGGAGGCGGAGGAGAAUCAGGACAGGAUAAUACUGCAAUGGUGGAGCAGGGCCGUCUCAAGAGUCGGUUGAAGGUACUGGAGAUUGAUCUACCGAGCUUACCAAGGUCGACCGUCAACGUCCUGCUGGAUGCGAUACGUUUAGUACCGCACUUGACGACCCUGUCGAUCAAGGAGCUGGAUAUGGAGACGGCGACUGCGAUCGGACGAAGCUGUGAGUUUCUGGAGACAUUUUCUCUAUGGAUCAAGGUGGAGCCCAACCCGGCGACCCGGGAACAACCGGGAACGAUCAAGCUUAACGCGUUGAAUGUCAUUCUACAGUCAUGUUCUCGUUUGAAACGGGCGGAUGCGAGUUGGUGCAUGAUUGCGGCUGACGACCUUUUGGAUAACCAACCAGCAUGGAUAUGUCAGAACUUGGAACUGCUGCGGUGUCGGAUAGUUGGGUUUUAUUAUCUGACGAACGAGGAACAGGAGACCAUUCAGAUGAUUAAAGGACCAGACUUUGUUGGGUGCCAGGAGUCCGACUAUGAGCGACGGGUCUUGCAGUUUGCCAAUCGGCGUCAGGAGCAGUACAAGGCAGUGUAUGAGAGGAUUGCGGGUCUGAGGCGCCUUGUGACACUGGACCUUGCUUCGGGAUACAGAUAUCAGCCUUUUCUUAGCCUUCGCCAACGGAUAGAGACCAGGAGGAAUGUGAAUGCGCUUGAGGUGUCUCUCUCGGUGGGGUUGGAGCAGCUGUCGACGCUUGGAUGUCUUGAGGAGUUUGGGUUUGAAGGGUUGGAGAGUGGUGUUGGUGAGAAUGAACUGGGGUGGAUGGUGAAGAGUUGGCCUCGGUUGAAGGUGGUGAGGGGUCUUCAGGGGCGGGCGCUGGACUCUGUUGCAACUCGACAGAGGAAGGCUCAGCUGCGACAAUCGCUGCGAGAAAGGAAGGCGUCGAUUCAGCAGCAACAACAGCAACACCAGCAACACCAGCCAGCAAGGACCAUAUUCCACAUCCAGGAAUUAGGCUCCGUCGUCGGGAGUUACCUCACCCCGCCCCAGCUCCUCUCCUGUGUCCAAGUCUCCUCCCUCUGGCACUCUGUCUUCUCCCCGUCCCUCUGGCACACCAUCGACGACAACCUCUACUCCUGGAAGCAUUACCUCGAAAAACAUGACUCCGAGGAGGAGGUCGAGACCGGCGGACAUGACACCCGCUGGGUGAUGGACAUCUUUGCCAAGUAUGGAAACCACAUUCGAGAGCUCACCAUCAGCUGGAAGGUGCUCAUCUCGGCUGCUUAUGAAGGUGGUGCUUGUACAAAGCUGGUCUCAUUGAGAAUUUAUGCGCUGUUCUAUGAGACCAAGCGGGAAAAGUUGGAGAAGCGCGGGAUCCCUGUGGGGAGGUCGUAUGCAGUCAAGCCGGGGCCUUUUCUCUCACCUAUUUUCGAAGGAGGUACAGUCUUGAAGGAGACCUGGUCCAAUGGCCGGUCUGAACGACAGCAGCGGAUUGACUGGCUGGUCGUGCAGCAGUACUGGUUGCUCCUACGACAGAACUUGGGCCUGCGUUCCUUGGACCUUAGGAGGAUGCCGCAGUGGAUGGGUGGGCUUGCACAGGAGGCCUUCUUUUAUGAAACCGUGGGCAUGUUGGACAGACUGGUCGAUGUGGCGAUGGAUGAUUUUGAGGUCGACCUGAAUGUGUUGUUUAACGCGCAGCCAAAGUUGCUGCGGUUCAGGACGUUUCUCAAUCUCAACAAUCGACACACGCUCACGACUUUGUUCUCGGGCCUGCGAUUGGUCGAGUGCAAGGGAUACAUGUCCCCUCUGAGCAUGGCGACUUUGCUAGAACGGCUUCCGGGACUGGAGGAGAUACGCCUUUACUCGUUCCUCCCCGAAAGAUCGUCGUUACCAGCGACCACCCUAUCAGCCCAGGUCGAGGAAUUGAAGGCCUUCAUCGACUCUGCAUCCUCCUCACCCAGCAACCUACAGACAUUCUUCCUCGAGAGAACCAAGCAAGGAGCGGCUGCCGAGAUCUUGAAGGUCUUCUUACCCUGGUGGCCCAACCUGAAAAGACUCUCUGUGACAGGACUGACGCGGGAGAUUGCAUUGACGGCCAUCAGGUCCUGUCCUGUUCUAGAACAUGUGAGCGAGUCAAAGGACCCGACAAGCAUCUUCCCUGACCAUCAGACCCAAACCGACCACAACAUCCCAACCCUCCUUCUCAAAUCCUGUCCUCAACUGCGAGUUAUCAAUGGGAUCAAACUGACGAUUGAUAUCCGAUCAGAUCCCCAUGCUGCUAAGGGCUGGGUCUGUCCACAGCUGACGACUCUUCGCUGUCAGAUCAUUGGACUUCCACGUCUGACAGAGCAGGAACGGAAUGCACUGGAUACCCAAAACUUAACCUCCUUAUCCCUAUCACUACCAGCUUCCUUCAAGGACAACCUCGGCUUUACAGGAGAGGAAGAAGAACCAGAGGCUAUAGAAUCAAGGACCAAAAUCCAAGCAUUCCAAAGACUCCACCACCAAAUCUACAACCAACUCGCACAACUAACAAACCUCCGCCGCCUCGUCCUUGGAUUCGAGUUCCGCGACUUCCACAGACUGUUCCUCUACUCACAGGGAUUGAACCUCGUCUGGAACUAUGACGACCCUGUCCCGGGCACACUUGAGUUCUCGCUGGCUUCAGGACUGGACCGGUUGGCAACGUUGAAGAAUUUGGAAGAGUUUGGGUUUGAGGGACUGAAUCAUCGGAUUGGGAGGUUGGAAAUUGAAUGGAUGGCGGUCAAUUGGCCUCGGUUGAGACUCCUUCGCGGGGUGUCGGACGACAAGACUUCUGGUAGAGCAUAUGCCAAGCAGAAGCAACUCCUUCGCGAGCACAUGCAAUCCCUUCGACCAGACAUCGCCUUUGAAUAA
This is a messenger RNA of Linnemannia hyalina, 3948 nucleotides long. The record is from the annotation of a GenBank genome assembly. Lineage: Eukaryota; Fungi; Mortierellomycota; Mortierellomycetes; Mortierellales; Mortierellaceae.